UUAAUACAGAAUGGAGCGGGUAGCGGGAAUCGAACCCGCAUCGUUAGCUUGGAAGGCUAGGGGUUAUAGUCGACGUUGAUUUAUGAAUUUUAACGUCUCUAAUUCAAAACCGAACAUGAAACUUUGGUUUCAUUCGGCUCCUUUAUGGAAAAAGGAGCAAUUCCCAGACCCUAAUCUAAGGCGGGAAUAAAAUUACAAAAGAAAAAAUCACCCAUAACAUCUAUGUCAGUUUUUUGCAUGAAUGCAUUCAAUUCAAAACAACUUACUUUCUAGAUGAUCCCUCUAGAAGAGGCGAUUCUAACAAUCUUUCUAGUUACUUCGUUCUCUAUUUCUAUUUGAGAGAAUCCUAAGGAAAAGUCUUUUGUUUCUACCGAGCUAAGCUAAAAAAAGAAAUAUGUUGAUUGAAGCCUCUAGUAAACUAAAGUCAUCAUUUAAUAGCUAUUUUGCUUCACCCGAUGAAAAAAAUGGGAUCACUUCUUAUGGACUCGUUGAGAAUGAUUCUUAUCUAGUUCAUGGCCUAUUAGAAGUAGAAGGCGCUCUGGUGGGAUCCUCACGGACAGAAAAAGAUUGCAGUCAGAAUGAUCGAGUGACGUUGUUUCUUCGGUCCGAACUAAGGGAUCCUUUAGAUAUGAUGCAAAAUGGAUCUUGUUCUAUCCUUGAUCAUAGAUUUCUCUAUGAAAAAUACGAAUCGGAAUUGGAAGAAGGGGAAGGAGCCCUCGAUCCGCAACAGAUAGAGGAGGAUUUAUUCAAUCACAUAGUUUGGGCUCCUAGAAUAUGGAACCCCUGGGGCUUUCUAUUUGAUUGUAUCGAAAGGCCCAAUGAAUUGGGAUUUCCCUAUUGGGCCGGGUCAUUUCGGGGCAAGCGGAUCAUUUAUGAUAAAGAGGAUGAGCUUCAAGAGAAUGAGUCGGAGUUCUUGCAGAGUGGAACCAUGCAGUACCAGACACGAGAUAGAUUUUCCAAAGAACAGGGAUUUUUUCGAAUAAGCCAAUUCAUUUGGGACCCCUCAGAUCCACUCUUUUUCCUAUUCAAAGAUCAGCCCUUUGGCUCUGUGUUUUCACAUCGUGAAUUCUUUGCAGAUGCAGAGAUAUCAAAGGGGCUUCUUACUUCCCAAAUGAAUCCUCCUAUAUCUAUAUUUCAACGCUGGUUUCUCAAGAAUACGCAAGAAAAGCACUUUGAAUUGUUGAUUAAUCGCCAGAGAUGGCUUAGAACCAACAGCUCAUUAUCGAAUGGAUCUUUCCGUUCUAAUACUCUAUCCGAGAGUUAUCAGUAUUUAUCAAAUCUGUUCCUAUCUAACGGAACACUAUUGGAUCAAAUGACAAAGACAUUGUUGAGAAAAAGAUGGCUUUUCCCGGAUGAAAUGAAAAUUGGAUUCAUGCAAGAGUAGAAAGAUUUCCC
This is a messenger RNA of Amaranthus tricolor (Joseph's coat), 1395 nucleotides long. Its product is annotated as protein Ycf2-like. Lineage: Eukaryota; Viridiplantae; Streptophyta; Magnoliopsida; Caryophyllales; Amaranthaceae. The coding region runs from base 395 to 1384 and encodes 329 amino acids. The transcript has a single exon. The record is from RefSeq and is a predicted model, not a curated record.